CAAAGGACCCCCCCCCUCCCCGCCGGCGGCGCCGCUUGCCGCGGGGGACGAUGUACAAGCUCGGCGGCCGUGGCGGCGGCCGCGGCGGCGGGGGCGGAGCCGCGAAGCGCCCGCCAGCCCCCCACGGCCGCGGCCGUGGGGCUGGCCCCUCUAUCGGCGGCAUGCCCGCGCCCCCCCGCGGUCGCGGCGCCGCUGCGGCCGCCGCCGCCGCGGCGGCGGCGGCGGCGGCGGCGCAGGCGGCCGGGCGGGAGGAGUCGUUCAGCCUGGAGUCCAGUGGCCCGCCGGCCUUCGCGGCAAUCAUAAGGCUGACCCCUGACCUCGUCGACGAGAUCCGGCGUGCCGAGGAAUCGGGCAGCGGCGCUCGCAUCAAGUUCAACCCUAACAUGUACAACUCCUCGGAGAACAUUAUAGAUGUUGGUGGCAAAGAAUUUAAAUUUACAUGGGCUUCUGAACGUGGUGAAUUAUGUGAUAUUUAUGAAGAACGUCAGAGUGGAGAGGAUGGAAAUGGAUUGCUUCUUGAAUGUGGCUCUGCGUGGCGCAAGGUGAAUGUGCAGCGUAUUUUGGAUGAAUCAGCAAAGAACCUUGUGAAAAUGCGCUCAGAGGAGGCUGAGCGUCUCUCAAAAUCUCGAAAAUCGAUUGUGCUGGACCCUGCAAAUCCAUCUGUUAAGAGUCAGGCCAAGUCAAUGGCUGCUGCUGCUGUUGAAGGUAAUAUGCGGAGGAUGAACUGGAAGCAGAAGAAAGAAUUUUACAAGAAGAAUCCAGCUGCUGUUAUUGCUCCAACCAAAUCAGUUUCCAAAGUGAAGCUGUCUAAUAGUGUACCAAAAGCAAAUUUCUCCACUUCACCAGCGCUUUCUCCUGAGCAACCUGGACCGAGCAUUCCUUCAGUUCCUACCGGAUCAGAUGUAAAUAAUGAAGUCAUAACACCAUUCGAUUUGAAUAAAGAUGAAAAUAGUAAAGUCGAGAAAUCAACCCCAAAUAGGGUGUCUCAAGGAACAAGUCGUCGAGCAAGUGUUGUUUCUGCAAGUACUGAUGAUAAUACAAAUGAGCUGCGAAGUCUCUUGAUAUCUGUACUUUCAGAAAAUCCAAAAGGAAUGAAUUUAAAGGGCCUGGAGAAAGCUGUUGCAGAUGUAUUUCCGAAUGCUUCAAAGAAAAUAGAUAGUAUCAUCAAGAAUAUUGCAAUUUUCCAAGCGCCAGGGAGGUAUUUGCUCAAACCUGGAUUAGAGGCAGAAAGCUCUAAAAGAUCUAUUGAUGACAACACUGAGGAAGCUGGUCCAAGCUUAAAAAUGGAUGAUCCUGAUAUAUUUGAGAGGAUUGACAUUGGAGGCUCCCCAGUUUCUGCUGCCCGAGAUGAAAAAGUCAAUAAUGACAGUGAUGGUAAAGCUGGCUCAUCUAGUGAGAGUGGAAGCGGUAGUGAUAGUGACAGUGAAAGCAGUGACAGUGGAAGUGACAGUGGGAGCCAAAGCAGAAGCGCUGCAAGUGGCAGUGGGAGCAGUAGUGACAGUGACAGUGAUGCUUCUUCAAGCAGCAAGGAAGGAUCAGAUGCAUUUGUGGAUAUUACAAGUGAUGAUGAUAAAGGAGGAGCACACAGAAAAGCAGCAGAUGAACUUAAAUUAUCUUCAUUGCCAAGAGAUUUGACUGCACUAGAUGGCGAUGAUGAGCUAAUAGAUAUUGGAACAAAUCUGGAUUAUAAGAGCGCAUCCCCACACAUUGAUUUGAACAAUUUUAAUGACAACAAUAAUGAGUCAGCAUACACAGCUGUACCAACUGAUAGCUUCGAUGCGAGCCACUUAGAGAAGCCACCAGAAAUUCCUGGAAGCAAGAACAUGGUAAAUACCAGCAUAGAUCCUAGUAGAAUUGAUAGCAAGUACGCUGCAAAUGAAAUGUCUUAUGAGGACCUUUUUGGUGACCCUUUAGCACCAAGUAGUGAAAACCUACCCAAGGAAGAAACCAGCCAAUCUACAAAACAUCAUGGCAGUAGGAGAAAGUCAGUAUCAAAGGAUGGAUCAAAUCAUGGUCAGGAUAGGAUCAACGAGAAAGGUGCCAAACCCAAGUUGAAAAGAUGCUCUGCCAAUGAGAACUCGAGUGUAAUGUCUGGAAGUGCCAAAAGGGCCAAGGCUGAUUAUUUAGGAACUACUAGUUCAUUAUCAGAACAGAGACAAACUUUACCUCUUGACAAACAUGUGAAUGAGAAGCUGAGUAAGGAGACAGGGAAUGUUAGCUGGGAUGCACAUAGUGAUCUUCAUGCACAUGAUAGCAGCCCUGCUGUGAAAGUAAGACAUUUGGCUUCUGGAAAUUUGCAAAAGAUAAAUCAAAGCCCAAAUGUACUUAACCAAGCAAUGCACUCUGAGAGAACACAAGAUAAGGUUGAGAAGUCAAUUUCUAAGAAAAAGGCAGAUAAGGUUCAGAAGCCUUGGAAUAGUUUGGAUGGUAACCUUGGAAGAGUUUCGCACGCUGAAGACCCAUAUGCCAAUUUUGAUGACUCUGAUGAUUCUGCCACAAGAAAAAAAGCUAGAUAUGGGGGAACCCAAGUUGAGGAUAAAAUGCUCAGUCGUUCCAAAGAUGCUAACAUUGACGUGAAUUCCAUGGUUUCAGCUAAAAGUGCUAAAGGAAAUGUUGGAUAUGAUGGUGUUAUGCCGUUUCCUGAUUCCAAUGAAAGUAAUGGUCAGCCAUCAAAUUUGCAAAGAAAUAAUGCCGAGAGUUCACCUCAUGGAAAAAAAGUGCUCCAGAGAGAGCUUUCAGAUCUCGAGUUGGGUGAAUUUCGUGAGGCUUCUCUGGAAAAUGAGACUGGGAGGGCAAAGAAGCAAUUUGAAAGAAAUAGUUCUUCAAAAUCACUUGAUGGUAAAUUAGCUAAUGUGGAUAACUCCAUUCCCAGUAUGGCAAACAGAAAGGGUUCUCUAUCCUCUUCUCAAGAUCAGAGGAAACCAUCACCUCGAGAAUUUGGUAUUGGAGGUAAUAUAAAUCAGGAAGGAUUCCCCAAGAAGGCAUCUGGAUAUGAUUUUGAUAAUAAUAGGCCUCAACAAAGAGGAAAUGUUCCACAAAGUCAGCAAUUGUCAAAACCUGAUAAUCCAGUUCCUGUGGUCAUAUUACAUCCAGAUCAGCCAGGAGAAAAACCCGGGAAAAGGGAAACAAGGGUUCAGGUUGGAAUGCUAGAUCAAGUAGGUCCAAAGAAGAUAGGGAAAACUACCCCCAAGCUUCCUCAGAAUGGUAGUAGGAAUGCCAUAGGCUCUAGAACACAGAAAUCAAUUUCCCCAGCAGAAAAUGAGGAAAGAAGUAGGAACAACUCUUUGAUUGAGAAUGAUGCAAGUAGAAAGAGAAGGGACAGUUCUUCAGAUGAAGAUAAUUUAUUCUUCUCAAAGUAUGAUAAAGAGGAACCAGAACUGAAAGGUCCAAUAAAAGAUUUCUCACAAUACAAAGAUUAUGUUCAGGAGUACACUGAGAAAUACAAAGUUUACUCCUACUUAAACAUUCAGAUUGAGAAAACUCGAUCUGAAUUCCUAAAGGUUCAGGAGGAUCUUAAUGUCGCUAAAGAAAGAGAUAAGGAUCUGUAUUAUAACAUUAUGGAAAGAAUCAGAGACAUGUAUCAUGAAUCGGGCACAAGGCAUAAAUUGAUGAAGAAGGUCUUUUCACUGCUUCACGAAGAGUUGCAGACUAUCAAGAGAAGAAUUAAAGACUUCGCCGACAGCUAUUCAAAUGAGUAACUGUUGUACUUAUACCGUCAUAACAUGGCAUUUGCAACUGCUUUCCAGAGGCUGUCAUACAGCAUCGACUCUGAAGAAACUGAGACCUUGGCAUUAAGCUUGCCUUUGUAGAAGCACGUGCAUAGCUUGAGAUAUUCAUUCAAAGGCAUUUACUAGUGGAAAGAAAGCUGAGGAAAUUGAUAGUUCGGUAGACCCCUGUGCUGAAUUUCAAUCAUGAUGGUGGAACACGAUCAAGAUAUUAAGAACAUACCCUCACCACCUGACAGCCUGAGCUGGCGAAAACUUAAACUCAUGGAACAGAGGUAAUAUUCGAUUCGGCGUUACAACACAAUUUUGCAGGUAGAUUGGCAAUGUGACCAGGUGGUUCCCUUUGUAGAUGCUUUUGCUUCUCCCGUUGUAAAAAGGGCGAGGUGUCUCUCCCCUCAUCUCGAUGUUUCGUUGUGUACAUUACCUUUGUAUUAACUUAUCAGUGUCGCAACUGAACUACUGAAAAAGCCCAUUGCCCUGUACAUAUCUGCAGAACCAGAAUCAAAUAGAGAAGUUUUGAAGUGAGAUAAAUCAAGGGAUAGUGUUCCUCA
Molecule: messenger RNA, 4276 nt
Organism: Oryza sativa Japonica Group (Japanese rice)
Lineage: Eukaryota; Viridiplantae; Streptophyta; Magnoliopsida; Poales; Poaceae
Source: RefSeq, a predicted model, not a curated record